Penicillium atrosanguineum is the source of this 1185-nucleotide messenger RNA. RefSeq lists its product as uncharacterized. Lineage: Eukaryota; Fungi; Ascomycota; Eurotiomycetes; Eurotiales; Aspergillaceae. The transcript is spliced from 4 exons. Bases 1 to 1185 code for a protein of 394 amino acids. The record is from RefSeq and is a predicted model, not a curated record.
AUGCCUGCUCGAACCUCUACACGCCAGGCCGCCCAAAAAGCAAAGGAGGCUAUCACUUCUUCAAUCGACCCUUCGGAUAGGGCAAUUCCUGGGUCUAAACGCAAAGCUUCGAGCGAAAAGCCUGUCGAAGUCACACCCAGUCGAGUCGAUGAAGCUCCUGAAACGAAGCCUACACCUGAACCCGGGAAUCAGACUACCGCUGACAAGCAGCCUGAGGUGAGGAAUGCAGAUGAACAAGGAGCUGUGAUACACAGUGACCUGGAAACAAAGACAAAAAAGGAACCAAAGCCUGAAGGCGACACAGAGUUGGGGGUCUACAAAUCUGAAGAGAGAGAACAUGCUGUGUCGUCAAACAUCGUGGAAAAGGGAAUAAUCUACUUCUUCUUCCGCCCACGAGUCAACGUCGAAGAUCCUGAAGGCGUCGAAGAUGUUGCCCGAAGCUUCUUUGUGCUCCGGCCUACUCCUCUCGGUGGUGAACUAGACCAUGACCAAGAACCGCUUGACAAAGAUGCUCGAUGUCGUCUCAUGAUGCUCCCAAAGAAAAAAUUUCCCAACAAACCCGGCGAAAGAGAGAUGGGAUUUGUGGAGAAGGCUGGCCAGACCAUGAAAGAUCUGCAAGAAAACUUCUUUGCGGCCAAGACUUAUCAGACAGCCACUCGGGGUGAACGAACCGUUGGCGAGGCUAGACCUUAUGCCGAGGGUGUCUAUGCGAUCACGUCGACCAAGCGGACCUCCCACCUCGCCUACGUGCUGACCAUCCCAGCCGAGCCAGGUGAGAUUCAGAAUAGUUUUGGUAUACACCAGCAAGGUAGCUGGAUUGUUUCAUCGAAAAAUCCAAAAUAUCCCGGUCCCGCUUUUGCGCAGCUACCGAAAGAUCCUGAGUAUCCCGCACCAGUGCUGGAGAAGUUCGGGGAUCUCCGAUGGAUUCCUCUGGAACCAGAGCUCGUUGAAUAUCCUAAUGCCCAGUUCCUGAUGGUCGGCGAGGCACAGGGCUCUCUGGGCAAAGCUGCGACAGCCGAAGGAAACAAGGAACCUCACGAGCAGGAGCCAGGGCAGGAACUGGAAAAACUGGAAAAGGAAAAUGAACAUCGUGUCGAGGCCCUCCAGGGUGAUCAGACCAUCUUCCAAGAUUUGGGUAUGCAUGGGAAAAAGUAUGCCACGCUGCAAACAACUUGGAACACCUAG